Molecule: messenger RNA, 1490 nt
Organism: Protomyces lactucae-debilis
Lineage: Eukaryota; Fungi; Ascomycota; Taphrinomycetes; Taphrinales; Protomycetaceae
Product: actin family
Exons: 1
Coding region: 101-1381 (426 amino acids)
Biological process (GO): Arp2/3 complex-mediated actin nucleation
Cellular component (GO): actin cortical patch; Arp2/3 protein complex
Molecular function (GO): actin filament binding
Source: RefSeq, a predicted model, not a curated record
UCGACAUCAAGCCAGCAGCUGGCUAUCGACACAGCAUGGCGCCCACAGCUCCUCCCGUAAGCUCCCAAUCCUUAUCAUGCGCAUCUGACAGCAGGUUAUCAUGGAUAACGGAACCGGUCUGACAAAGCUUGGAUUUGCUGGUAACGACAGCCCGAGCUUUGUCUUUCCCACAGCAAUCGCAACACGCUCCGGCAGCGGGCCAGCCGGAUCAGGACCUGCAAAGCCCUCGAAGCCCUCAUUUUUGUCUGGCGGUGGUGGGAGUAGUGGAGGCAACUUGGCGCAGAAGCGCGGCACAGAGGAUCUUGACUUUUACAUUGGCGAAGAAGCCAUUGCACAGACAUCAUCCUCGAGCAGUGCCUACGGCAUCAAUUACCCCAUCAAGCAUGGACAAAUUGAGAAUUGGGAUCACAUGGAGCGUUUCUGGCAGGAAAGUAUCUUCAAGUAUCUUCGCGUUGAACCAGAAGACCACCACUUUCUGCUGACGGAGCCACCCCUCAACCCUCCAGAGAACCGUGAAAAUACGGCGGAAAUCAUGUUUGAGUCCUUCAAUUGCCAGGGACUCUAUAUUGCCGUCCAAGCGGUUCUUGCACUGGCUGCCUCUUGGAUCUCGUCCAAAUCGAAGGACAGGUCAUUGACCGGUACUGUCAUUGACUCUGGAGAUGGUGUCACCCAUGUCAUUCCAGUUGCUGAGGGCUAUGUUAUUGGCUCUGCCAUCAAAAAUAUCCCUAUUGCCGGAAGAGACAUUACGCACUUUGUCCAGACCUUGCUGCGUGAUCGCAACGAGCCAGACACAUCCCUCAAAACGGCAGAGAAGAUUAAGGAAAACUACUCCUACGUCUGCCAGGAUAUAGUGCAAGAGUUCAACAAGUACGACCAGGACCCGGAGAAGUUUCGCAAGUAUGUCGUUGACUACCCGAACCGGCCAAGUGUCAAUGUGGAUGUUGGCUACGAGCAGUUCCUUGCGCCUGAAAUCUUCUUCAACCCAGAGCUCGCGUCGAGCGAUUUCUUGACGCCAUUGCCUGAAGUUGUGGACACGGUCAUUCAGCAGUCGCCCAUCGACGUGAGACGUGGACUCUACCGCAAUAUUGUGCUUUCUGGCGGCAGUACCAUGUUUACCAAUUUCGGCCGACGUCUGCAGCGGGACAUUAAGCAAUUGGUGGACGAGCGUAUUCUCAGGUCCGAGACCAAGUCGGGCGCGAAGUCUGGUGGCCUCGACGUGCAGGUCAUCUCACACAAGAAGCAAAAGCACGCCGUGUUUUAUGGAGGUUCGCUGCUGGCGUCGACGGCAGAGUUUCACACAUUCUGCCACACGAAGCAGGCGUAUGAGGAGUAUGGUCCAAGUAUCUGCCGGCGCUACCAAAUCUUUGGCUCUAGUCUAUAGUCUCGUACGGGCCACCUACAUAGCUGAAUGCGCAUGCUCGACGGUAUCUGGCCCUAUUAGAGCAGUACUGUCUGCGACUCUGCGCUGAAUUUGCUGCGAGUGCUCGAGG